UCUUAUCCUAUCCACUCUCAAAGGAAUCCCUUACAAACAACUGACUGUAGGUGUACCCAAGGAGAUUUUUGAGAAUGAGAAGAGAGUGGCUCUAUCACCGGCUGGAGUUCAAGCCUUGAUUAAGCAGGGCUUCAAUGUUGUCGUGGAGUCUGGUGCUGGAGAAGCCUCCAAAUUUUCUGAUGAUCAUUACAGAGAAGUUGGAGCAAAAAUCCAGGGCACUAAGGAAGUCUUGGCCUCUGAUGUGAUUGUAAAAGUGAGGGCUCCUAUGCAUAAUCCAGCCUUAGGUGUACACGAGGCAGACCUUUUUAAGACAGCACCUACCCUGAUUAGUUUUAUCUACCCAGCACAAAAUCCAGACCUCCUGAAAAAACUUGCAGAAAAAAGAACUACUGUCUUGGCUAUGGAUCAAGUUCCACGGGUCACCAUUGCUCAGGGAUAUGAUGCACUUAGCUCCAUGGCGAAUAUUGCUGGUUACAAAGCUGUUGUAUUGGCAGCAAAUCACUUUGGUCGGUUUUUCACGGGUCAGAUCACAGCUGCUGGUAAAGUUCCUCCAGCCAAGGUCUUGAUCAUUGGAGGAGGAGUUGCUGGCCUGGCUUCUGCAGGAGCAGCUAAAUCAAUGGGUGCAGUGGUUCGUGGUUUUGAUACCAGGGCUGCAGCUCUGGAACAGUUUAAGUCUCUUGGUGCUGAGCCCUUGGAAGUAGACAUAAAGGAAUCUGGAGAGGGUCAGGGUGGUUAUGCAAAAGAAAUGUCUAAAGAGUUUAUUGAAGCUGAAAUGAAACUCUUUGCCAAACAGUGCCAAGAUGUUGAUAUUAUCAUCACUACAGCACUUAUUCCAGGUAAAAAAGCUCCUGUCUUGUUUAAGAAAGAUAUGAUUGAAUCUAUGAAAGAAGGUUCAGUUGUUGUGGAUUUAGCUGCAGAAGCUGGGGGAAAUAUUGAGACAACAAAGCCUGGAGAACUGUAUGUUCAUAAGGGUGUUACACACAUUGGCUACACAGACUUACCGAGCAGAAUGGCUACUCAGGCCAGUACUCUGUAUUCCAAUAAUAUUAUCAAACUACUAAAGGCUAUUAGUCCUGACAAAGAGAACUUCUACUUUGAUCCAAAAGAUCAGUUUGAUUAUGGUACUCUGGAUCAUGUAAUUAGAGGCACUGUAGUAAUGAAGGAUGGCAAGGUGAUUUUUCCAGCACCUCCACCAAAUAACAUUCCCCAAGGAGCCCCUGUGAAGCCGAAGACUGUAGCGGAGCUGGAAGCAGAAAAAGCAGCUACUAUUACACCUUUUAGAAAAACUAUGACUAGUGCAUCUGUAUACACAACAGGUCUAGCUAGCAUGCUAGGACUUGGUAUUGUUUCUCCUAAUAAUGCCUUCACUCAAAUGGUGACAACAUUUGGCCUAGCUGGAAUAGUAGGAUACCAUACAGUAUGGGGUGUGACUCCUGCUCUUCACUCUCCACUCAUGUCAGUGACUAAUGCCAUUUCAGGACUAACUGCAGUUGGUGGGCUGGUAUUGAUGGGAGGAACCUAUUUCCCUGAAAAUGCUCCACAAAGUCUAGCAGUUCUUUCAGCAUUUAUCUCUUCAGUCAAUAUUGCAGGUGGGUUUCUGGUUACACAGAGAAUGCUGGAUAUGUUCAAACGUCCUACAGAUCCUCCUGAGUACAACUACUUGUACCUACUUCCUGGUGGUGUAUUUGUAGGAGGCUAUGCAGCUGCUCUCAGUGGUGGCUAUAGCAUUGAACAGAUGAUGUAUCUGGGCUCAGGCUUAUGCUGUGUUGGUGCCCUGGCUGGUCUGUCCACCCAAGGAACAGCUCGUCUAGGAAAUGCUUUGGGAAUGAUUGGUGUUGCAGGAGGUUUAGCAGCAACUCUAGGAGGCCUUAAGCCCUCACCUGAAUUGUUGGCUCAGAUGUCAGGUGCAAUGGCACUUGGUGGCACCAUAGGUUUGACAAUAGCGAAACGCAUCCAGAUUACAGAUCUGCCUCAGCUGGUAGCUGCUUUUCAUAGUUUGGUUGGUUUGGCUGCUGUGCUCACCUGUGUAGCAGAAUACAUGAUUGAGUAUCCUCACUUUGCUACGGAUCCAGCUGCAAACCUUACCAAGAUUGUGGCGUACCUUGGAACGUACAUUGGAGGAGUGACUUUCAGUGGCUCUCUUAUUGCUUAUGGAAAGCUGCAAGGUAUCCUGAAUUCUGCGCCUCUGCUCUUGCCUGGUCGACAUGCAUUGAAUGCAGGGUUACUGGCUGCCAGCUUUGGCGGAAUGAUUCCAUACAUGAUUGAUCCUAGCUACACUACAGGGAUUACUUGUCUCGGUUCUGUGUCAGCUCUCUCAGCCAUAAUGGGUGUCACUUUAACAGCAGCUAUUGGAGGUGCUGACAUGCCUGUAGUUAUUACGGUUCUGAACAGUUAUUCUGGAUGGGCCUUGUGUGCUGAGGGCUUCCUUCUGAACAACAACUUGCUGACCAUUGUUGGUGCACUCAUUGGAUCUUCUGGGGCCAUCCUCUCUUACAUCAUGUGUGUGGUAAGAAGUCAGCAGAAAUUGUGCUUUUUUCCAGGUAGUGAAAAACCUAAUUCAGAAUGUUCACUAGAAAGAUAAGUAACUGGAAGAGAGGGGUGCUAAGUACUUAGAAGUAAUACCUCUUUGGUCUGGAGAAAGACCUACUUCAAAUCCUAAAAAGGAAAGCCAUUGAAUUAACUCGGGCAUCUGGGGUUUGAAUCUAAACUCAUAUAGGCAUGAUUACAUGUUCUGUUGUCUUUGUAGUUGUGUCAUUUUACAGUCUUGUUAAAAUUAAAUCUAAAUUUAUCAAGAAGAUAUUUUGCAUAGUGCCUUCCUUUAAAAAAAAAAAAAGCGGUUAGAGAGUAAUUUGAAGUUUGUUUUCUGGAGUGUGGGACAGCGCACUUUCUUCAGAAGACAGUUACUUUGAAGUAGCACUGGGUGGCAGCAAGCUUACACUCAUUUGUUCUAAAUAGUAAUAUGUGUGUCAGAGCAAACUUGAACUCCAAUUUUUGGUGUAAUCAUGAUACAUUAUUAUUAAUAGACUUUUUUUUUCUGGAUAAUUUACACACAGAUCCUUUUUCUCUACCUGUAUUUUUUUCCCUUGUGUUUUUCAAAACAGAAAGAGCAAGGAAACUGCAGCAGCCACCAGCCUUCUGAUUCUCUUUUGUGUGAUUUUUUGAUUCAGUUCUUUUGUAUUCUUGUGUGAUAAUUGUUGCUGUUGUGCUGUCUUAAAGCUUUCCUGUGGUCAGCCCUGGCCAUCUUUUACUCUUGUCUCUUCCAGUAAGUCAAUACUGUUAUCGUGUUAGGAGUGAGGAAUAGUUUCAGAAGAGCUUAUAAAAUAUUAUUUGUGCAACUUCAUGGAGGGGAGAUCAAGUAGACAGUCCCAGAUAUGAGUUUUAAAGAAGCUUGUUCUUUCCUAAAUGUUUUGUAUCUACUUAUCAAAAGGAAAUAAAAUUAUGUGGCUCAUGGAACAUCUGUUUAAAUUUAAAUACCUGCAUUCAGUCAGCAGUUUAGAUCAUAUCAAUUGAAAGAUAUUGCUUACAGGGUAACACAGAUUUGAAAAGUAUGUUCUUUAAAGUAAAUAUCAGAUUCUUAUAAGUCCUGGUGAAAACUGGAUACGUAUUUUCCCCCAGGCAUGGUCAUUGUAUAACUUAAUAUCUUUUCUCUUACUUUUGUCUUUUAUUGCUAGCAGAGAGUUUUGUCAUACUUCCCUAGGAAACCCAGGGAUUUAAUUAAAAAA
This is a messenger RNA of Meleagris gallopavo (turkey), 3722 nucleotides long. NCBI's taxonomy places the organism in Eukaryota, Metazoa, Chordata, Aves, Galliformes, Phasianidae. The record is from RefSeq and is a predicted model, not a curated record.